Messenger RNA from Aureobasidium melanogenum CBS 110374, 189 nucleotides. RefSeq lists its product as uncharacterized. The record is from RefSeq and is a predicted model, not a curated record. Gene Ontology annotation, molecular function: RNA binding. Gene Ontology annotation, cellular component: nucleoplasm; cytoplasm; ASAP complex. NCBI's taxonomy places the organism in Eukaryota, Fungi, Ascomycota, Dothideomycetes, Dothideales, Saccotheciaceae. Gene Ontology annotation, biological process: mRNA splicing, via spliceosome. The transcript has a single exon. The annotation marks the transcript as partial.
CUGAACGAAAUCUUCAGCACAUACGGCGCCAUCGCAGAUCUCGACAUGCCGCUAAACAAAUCCUUCAACACAAAUCGCGGAACCGCAUAUGUUCUAUACACAACACCCGAGGCCGCCGAGCGUGCGAUAGCACACAUGCACGAAGGCCAAUUGGAUGGCGCAAAGAUUGGCGUCAGUAUCGUGUUACCG